UCAGUUGUUGUGUGUGUGUGAUGUUGUCGUUUGUUCGUGUUUCGCGUUCGUUUGCUUGAUAAUCUCAUUUCAGAUUGCAAACAGCGAACUUGAUCUCAAAAGCAUUUUUAUUAUGUGAAGACAAGGCUAGGCAGUCACUAGCACCUUAAAUAAUUUUCUAUAAACCAAAAUUUUACAAAAAUGAUGUCUGAAAGAUAUUUAGUGGCUGUGUGUGCAGUUGCAUUUUGUUGCAAUGUUACUCUGAUGGUUUUAUUUGUAAAAUAUAAUUCUGGUGAGAAGUGCUACGUUAAUAUUGAUGAAAAUCAAAAAGUGAUAGCACAUUUGCCCGAAGAUUUUGUGAGUAUCGGCAUAGAUGCUUCCGAAAUUCAAGAAAACCAAGUGGAGUUUACGAAUCCUAGAUUUCGCGAGAUGGCAGCGGCGUUGUCGCCAGCGCGUCUUCGACUUGGCGGCACCAUGUCAGAGCGUCUCAUUUUCAGCCCUGAUGACAUUGUGGCCUCCUGUGACCACUGCCCAAAAGGAGCAAAGUCUGUGUGUCCAGCUGUUAAAAGGUUAUGUAAACACAAAUUUUUACCAUUCUUUCUUAUGACAGGUGAGAAAUGGACUGAAAUAAACGAAUUUUGUGAAGCUGUAAAUAUAAAGCUUUUGUUUACAUUUAAUGCUUUAAUACGAGAAUCAAAUCAUGGAUGGAAUGAUAUCAAUGCUAAAGAGCUACUACAAUACUCUAAGAAGAAAAAUUACCACAUCGAUUGGCAGCUAGGUAAUGAACCUAACUCUUACCAACAUGUCUUCAAUACAACUAUAACACCUGCCAUGCUAGCCCAAGACUUCAAAAAAUUACGCAAACUUUUAAACCACUCUGGUUAUAAACAUUCAUUGCUGGUGGGCCCUGAUACAACAAGACCACAGCCAAAUCGCCCAGAGUGCCUUGAGUACAUGGUGCAGUUUUUGCAUAAUGCUUCUCACUACAUUAAUGUAACUUCUUGGCAUCAGUACUAUCUAAAUAGUAGAACAGCAAAACUGGAAGACUUUUGGAAUCCAGAGACAUUUGAUUUAUUGGCCAAACAAAUACAUACCAUGAGGAGCCAUACUGAAAAAUAUUCCCACAUUCCUAUGUGGCUGAGUGAAACAAGUAGUUCUUAUGGAGGUGGGGCUCCAGGAUUGUCAAACUCGUAUGCCGCAACCCCACUGUGGGUUGACAAGUUGGGUCUUGCUGCACUAAACAACAUCACUACAGUAAUCCGUCAAAGCUUUUUUGGAGGGAACUAUAGUCUCAUUGAUAAGAAUUUAGAGCCACUUCCAGAUUGGUGGGUGAGUGUGUUAUAUAAGAGAUUAGUUGGAAACAAAGUUUUGCAUGUAGACUGCCAUUGUACACGCUAUCAAAGGAUGUAUGCUCAUUGUGCCAACAGAAAAUAUACAAAUGAUACAUCUGCCAUAACAGUUUAUGCUGUCAAUUUAGAAAUGGCUAAAGCAAAAUUCCUUCUGAAUGGCACUGCUAUACAUGGAGAUAAUUUAAGGAUAGAUGAGUACAUCAUCAGUGCCCCGUCCAAUAAUAGAAAGUCAACUAGAGUUAUGUUGAAUGGCUGGCCUCUCUACUAUGAGUCACCAAAUCUAGACAUCCCUCCAAAUAUUAUUCGUUACGGCAAUCAUAUAUCAAUGCCACCAUAUUCUAUUGGUUUUUGGAUAAUCUACAACACUUCAAUUAAAGCUUGUAAGUGAUGUAACUGACUGUUUUUAUAUAGCAUAUGUCUUCUUUUGAAUUCAGCAGACCUGAGACAUUCCUGUGAAAAAAGCAUUUGUAUUUUUAAUAACUAAAUUUUAAACAUGUUCAAUCAAAAUAACCUUUCAUACUAAACCUAAAUAUAACCCUAAAUUUUUGAAUCACCUUAAGUAGAAAACUAAAAUGUUGUACCUAUUGAAAAGUAGAAUUAAAUGAAGUGUACUGUUCACUGUACAUGUUUAGACAUAUUGCUUUAUUUGGUUGUACUUAUGUUGCAAUUUAGUAACACAAGUCAGCCAAGUUGAAUGUAGCCUACUCAGUGGUUUCACUUCUCUGUAAAUGGGAUGUUAUUUAAAUGACAAUACAAUUUAUGGAACCAUGCAAUCUCCAUUGUUCUGUCUGAUUAUAUUUGUAAAGUUUGCAGUAGAACAGGCACAUUUUUGAUGUUUUAAAGUUAUUGCUAUAUAGAUUUUAUAGUCCCAAUAUGUAUAAAAAGCUAAAUCAGUAUUUGGGACAUUUAUGCAGCCUAUUUGCAAUAAUAGUGCCUUUCAGUGCGUAGUUGUGAUAUUUUAUAAGCUGUCAUUUGUCUGUUGCAUAUAUAUUGUAUGUGUUUUGUGUGGUAACGUUUAAAACCAGUUGUAAACUCAGUCUGAGGUUUUCUAGAAUAUACAGCCGUUUUAUACAGAUGAUAGAUUAUAUUUUUAACAGAUAUAGAAAGUAGCUUUAUUUAGGUACUUAAAUAUAUUGUGGCCAAUUUUGUAUAAAAUUUGAACAUGUAAUUCUCUUUAUCUUGGAUUUUGCUUCUAAAAUAACUUAGGAACCCAGUAAACAACAGCAUAGAAAAUAAGACAAUAGGUACCUACUUACAUGAAUUUAUAAGAUGUUUUCUGUGCAGUGGGGCUAGCAUGGCACGCGCGACUACGUUUUUGUCGCGCGGUAAACUAAUCGCUGUUUUUUAUGACGUGAAACGGGACGCGCCCGCCAUGCUAGCCCUGCAGACAAAAUAACUUAUUGAUAUCUUAGACUAUAUUUAGGUGCUAAAUUAUAAUAAAAAGACGAUAUAGUUAUUAAAAUAUUGAAUAGAAUUUCUAUACAAUAUAUAUAAGCAUUUGCCGAAAUACAUAAAGAGUGCUGUUUUUCUAAAUAAGUUGCUUUAAUAUAAUUAUUAAAUAAGUAAUUAUAACUUAAGUAUGUUUUGAGAAAUCACAUUUACUGUAAAAAAAAUUGAGGUUUAUUACUUUAUUUAACUGGUGUAACUGGUCUAAUACUUAAUUUGGAUAUAAUUUUAAAUUUUGUAUUUGCAUAAUGUCGUCAGUCAUUUUAUCGCGAUCACAUCAGAUAGACCAAGACAUUCACUUUUUAGUAUUGAAAUGAAACCAGCAAAGCAAACCAAUAAUUUAAACAAAUAACCUUUUUUCUCUGUAAAAUAAGUAAGUACUUAAUAAAUGUUAUAAAGUUUCUCAUAAUACAAAAAAUGGUCCAUAUAGUUAAACCAAACUGAAAAACAUAAUUUCUUGACUUAAUAAUUAGCUGAAAUAUUUUUUCAAUAUGUAUGUCGUUAGAGGAAAAAAAAAUAUUUUUAAAAAUAUUGUAUUUUUUUUUAAUUUUUAAAUAUAAAAAAUACAAUAUUUAAAGAAUAGAGCAGAAACUUUCUGUCGUAGAUAAUAUUUAUGUGCUCUGUAGUUUUGCAUUUGCUGUAUAAAUUAAUUGAGAAGUGAAUGUCCAACCAACUGAAUUAAUCAUAGAUCUGAAAAUAAGAAUACUUAGGUGGACUUUAAUGCUAUUAAGUCCACAUGGUACAGAUAAGUCUGGACAAUUUAAACUUGUUAUACAGUCAAGGUAAAAUCUCAUUCAGCAUUGAACAAGUAUUUGUGAUAAGACUAUGCUAUCUUUAUGUAACAAGAUAUUAUUUACAAACUUGCAUUAACUCAAGAUUUUAUAGAAAAUACGAGUAUAACAGUAAAUUUUAUGAGUUUGUCUUAAUUUUAAUAGGUAUUCCAUAAUUUUUUUUCUACAUAAUUACAAUCUUUGAAUGAGGUUUUCAAUAAUAUAGCGUAUAUUAGUUUGAAUGCUAACCUAUUCUCUUAUGGCGAUGGAAGGUACAGAUACCUGUACUGGCUCUGUAACCAGGCAACUAGAUCUGUAACCAUGAUUGAAGUUAGAUCCCUAUUCAGGGUCGCAGAGGCCAGUCGGCCUCGUUCCGUGUAAUAGGAUGACUUACCCCAUCCAGAAUCACGGUCUGAGGCGAACUGGACUCCUCUCUGGCGAGGUCGAAACCAGGACUAAACGAGAUAAGAAACAAAUGUUUCCUGUUUAAAGUAUUAGUGUAGAAGCAGAUAAUAUGAUUAUUUCAUGAUUAUCAAUGUGUUAAACUAAUUAUCGUUAUGUACCAGGCACACUCAGUCUACGCCGCCAAGUGUAUUACAUGUUAUAUUUUCUUGUAUGACGUUGAAUUGUACAGUCGGGGCAAUAUAUACCUAACCUCGUGACUUUAUAAACAAAUGCAAUAGAGGUCAGACGGAAUUAUCCGCUAAAUAAGCAAUAAAAUUUAUUAUUAAUCAAUCAUUUAUGUUGUUAAUGUAUAAAUUUUUUUUUGGAUAAUUGUUGUAUAAAUUUUUUACAUGUAAACUUUAUACUCGUAUUAUAAAUAUUGCUUUGUUUGUGCUUUAAUCCGCUGUAUUUCAGAUAAAUGGGCCUCAGUUCUUGGUACCUAUUCAAAUAAUUUGAAAAAAGUCAUACUAUUUUUUGUGUUUAGCUUUUAGGAUGAUCUAUUAAAGAAAACUGUUUAAUACUUAGUCAUUAUUUUUAUAUAUAAGCAUACAUAAAAAUAAUGACAAUAUAUUUAUAAAAAAGGUUUAAACUUACAUAUAUAAUUACUAUAUUAUGCGCAUAAAUUGUUUAGGCCAAACAAUUAUACCGUUUAUAAGAACAAAAUGUUAGUCAAAACUUUAAGAAAAAUGUCUUCAAGUGCGGAAUACAAGCUGAAUAAAUAAUAUUACUAUUAAUAAUAAGUUCAUCGAAAGUAAUCUGUGCUGUAAGUAGUUUUUUUAUUUAUUUACAUUGCGUAAGAAACAAAUGCUUUGGGAACUAGUAAUGACAGUAAGUCUGUUUAGUAACAAUUUGUAUAACACUUAGUCCUUUUCCAAUAAUAUUGUUGUGAAUAAUGCGGUGCCUAUCGUAAGACUGAUUAGUGUAACAUAAUACCGAUAUUUAUUUUUACGAGUGCCUAAAAACUACUUAUGAAUAUUUUGCCUCACUAUAAAUUUAUAUUUCUUGAUAUGCAUAAAAUAUUAUAAAAAUGAAUGUUUUGUAUAAGCAUAAUAUUUACUAUUGUUUGUGCAACGUAGGUACAUGUGCAACAAUAAGAUAUAACGUUGUAAGUAUAACAAACUUUAAAGUUAAUAACUAAUCGAACUUUAAAAUUUUCUGCUUUAACCUUUUGGAUCGACAAAAAUGAACGCAAAAGCACAAUCUCUGUUCUAUUUUUUUUUUAAUCAGUAACUGUCUACUAGUUUGAUAUGGGCUGUCAAUUUCGUGCGCUAACUGUUCACGGCAAAUGCCAGUCUGGUGGAUGACGAUUACGUGAAAUUAGUGAAAAAAAUUUCAGAGAAUCGUGCUCAUUUAUUUUUGGAUGUAUUUGUAUUAAUAAAAUGUCAUAUCGAUUUUGUGGGUAAUACAUAAUUCUACCUACUUAACAUAAAAAUCGCGCACGAUAUCGACAGCCUUACAUUAUUCUUAUAAUUUAAUUGUAUAAGGUUUAAAUAUUUUUAUAUAUAUUUCGCUAUAUAUAAAAUGACUAACAUACGACUCUAAAUCUAAGACCCAACUUUAAGCUCGUAUAACAGAAAAUAUAAGGAGAAAAUCAUGUCACUUUAUAAGUAGGUACUUAUUAUUUGGUAAGGUGUAUAAUAAAUAAAUCAUCAUUGUCUUUCGCUUUCAUAAUUAAAGUUUGUUCAUUUAAAUCGAUCUCAAUAUUCGAAUCAAAAUAAGUACCGAAAGAGCAUAGAAAUAUAUGAUAGAUGUACUAGAUUUAAGUUCCGCCGCAGCACAUGUAGUAUAGCACACCCAGGAUGUUAAAUGGGCCGGAGCUAUUGCCCAAUUUAAAUGUAUGUGAGAUUAACUCGUUCUUUCUUUCCUUGUUUGUCAUACUGUUAAUAUUUUGAAUGAACAAUUACAUCCGAUUGUUGU
Amyelois transitella is the source of this 5905-nucleotide messenger RNA. RefSeq names its product heparanase (gene Hepa). The transcript has a single exon. Gene Ontology annotation, molecular function: hydrolase activity, acting on glycosyl bonds. Lineage: Eukaryota; Metazoa; Arthropoda; Insecta; Lepidoptera; Pyralidae. The record is from RefSeq and is a predicted model, not a curated record. Gene Ontology annotation, cellular component: extracellular matrix; membrane. The coding region runs from base 181 to 1716 and encodes 511 amino acids.